AGGUAAAUAGCAGGCGAUUGAAUGAGUUGUCAGACAAUUACGAUUUAUCGCUUCUGCUGACUCAUUGACUUAGUAGAAGUGAACAAACAUGAAAUACUGGUCAUUAAAUAACUCACUCAAAAACAAAGUAUGCUUAAGAAAUAUUGCAAUCUACUACAUAAACAAUCUGAGACGCAAAUUAUUUCGGAUCAGUUCCAUUUCAUUACUCAUCACAUCGCUUACAGUUACAUAUUACAUAUCAUAUGCAGCUUAUUACGAAUAUAUGUUGAAGGAACUGAGUCUAGUAAAUAAUCACACAUGUCAACACUUAUUCUCAGGGAAUUUGAGUUGGCUAGAGUACAAAGUGAUAAGAAAUAUUCAAUUACCAUCAAGUGGGGACUACUCAAACUUGACGAACUCUCAUGAAUGCAGUCAAUUCAAGUUAUUUCGUGGUGAAGUCGUACAGUCGACAGUGGAAGAAAAACAAUUCCCUCUUGCAUUCAGUUUAGCCAUUCAUGAGAAUAUUAAACAGGCAGCUCGUCUCCUUCGUUUGAUUUACAGAUCACAUAAUUUGUACUGUAUUCACGUGGAUUCCAAAUCACCACAAUUUUUUUAUGAUGAAGUGAUGGAGUUGGCUAGGUGUUUUGGUUCGAAUGUGAUAGUUGUGAAUCGAUCGGAAAGUGUGGAUGUUCAGUGGGGACAUUAUUCCAUACUGGAAAUGUUCUUUCUAUGUGCAAAGAAGUUGGUAAACAACAGUGAGAUUAUUUGGAGGUAUAUUCUGAAUGUGAGUGGUCAGGAACUACCACUUCGCACCAACUGGGAAUUGGUUGCCUUGUUGAAAGCAAUGAAUGGGUCAAAUAUAGUUGAAAAUAUGGGACCUGGGCAUAAUCCAGAACGUUGGCCGAAUAAGAAUCUCACUUUUCCGAUCAUUUGGAGUAAAGGAAGUUUUUACGUAGCGUUAAGGCGCGAUUUUGUUGAGUUCUAUCAGAAUGACCCAAAAGCAAACGAAUUACUUGACGCAAUGAAAGCAGAAAAACAUUUACUGAAGUAUCCGGAUGAGUUAUUUUUUUCUACGUUGAAUUACAAUCCAUUACUUGGAGCUCCUGGUGCUUGCAAAGAUAAAUACCUCACAAGUGACUUUGAUAUACGAGCGAUGUACAUAGGACGUUUUGUAAAGUGGGCCUAUAGACCAUGUAGACGUGGAAAAGUUAGAAAUGGUAUAUGUCUUAUUGGUAUUUCCAUUCUUCCGAAUAUUGUUAAGCGAAUGGAACUUUUUGCCAACAAAUUUAGUGAAAAUUUUGAACCAAUCGCUUAUGACUGUACAGAGGACUACAUCAUGGAAAAGGUUCUGGCAGAAAUGAGAACUAAUCAACUCAGUCCAAAUUUCAAUGUGAGCUUUUACUCACAACUCUAUUGUUCACAGGACCAUAUACACUGAAGAUUUACUAAAUGAGUCUAUGAGUUACUGGCUCGCAAUAUUUAGAAUAUUUUUGUUGGAACACUGCAUGACCAAUCAUUCAUAUUUGGUAUCCCUUAUGUAAAUUCGUUUUCAUUUUUUUCUCAGUGCUAUUGUCUAUAUUAUUCUGCUCAUGUGAUUUAUUGUAUAUAAUGAAGCUCAAAAUAGAUGAUGGAAUAGAGGGUGAGAUCAGCCACUGCUCAUGGUCGAUUUGUAGUGUAUAUUUUGAUCUACAUAUGGAUAACGUUAUGUAUCUGUCGAUUUCUCAAUUCAUGCCUUAUCUCAAGACAACAUUGUAUGAAGUCGAAAAUGUGAGCCAAUAAAUUCUACCUAAUUUAUUCUGAUGGUAUCAUAUAAGCUGCUUAACUUGAAUACUGUGAAUUCUCGCUUGCUUUUGAGUUGUAUCAGCCAACCAAUGAGUGGUUCAAAAUAAGAAUUAACCCGAUGUUUAGUUGUCUUUGGUUUGUUUUUCAAUAACGGUACUAAUAUUAGAAAACAUGUGUAAAUUGAAUUGCGAAAAUUCUCAAGAUUCAGAUGUUUGACGAAACAUUCUUCAAAAAGACCUGUUACAUUAAUAACAUACAACAUAAAUAGGUCUUUACGUAAAUACAUUUCAUGUUAAGACCAAAGAUAUGAAGUGUCAUUCUGUAAUCAUAUUUUGCAAUUUUUGAAGAAUUAAAAUAAUACAGAGAAACUGAUGUAUUAU
This is a messenger RNA of Schistosoma spindalis, 2141 nucleotides long. The record is from the annotation of a GenBank genome assembly. Lineage: Eukaryota; Metazoa; Platyhelminthes; Trematoda; Strigeidida; Schistosomatidae.